UGUGUGUGUGUGUGUAUUCGUUGUUUCCCAGCACAGGGACACAGCAGGAUGACCACAUCGCAGAAACACCGGGAUUUUGUGGCUGAGCCCAUGGGAGAGAAGUCGGUCCGGUGCCUAGCGGGAAUCGGCGAGGUCCUUGGGAGACGGCUGGAGGAUCAGGGAUUCGACAGGGCGUACGUGGUGCUGGGACAGUUCCUAGUCCUGAAGAAGAACGAGGAACUCUUCAAAGAAUGGCUGAAGGACACAUGCCAGGCUAACUCCAAGCAGUGCAUCGACUGUCACACCUGUCUGCGGGAAUGGUGUGACGCCUUCCUGUAAACCUCCUGGCCUCCACUCGCCCUCUCCCUUUAUACUUUUAUUGAUAUUAAAAUGACGUUAACUUAUAGCUCUGUACCCAGCACCCCACCCCACCCCCGCCA
This is a messenger RNA of Hemiscyllium ocellatum (epaulette shark), 419 nucleotides long. RefSeq names its product barrier-to-autointegration factor B-like. Gene Ontology annotation, molecular function: DNA binding. The record is from RefSeq and is a predicted model, not a curated record. The transcript is spliced from 2 exons. The coding region runs from base 49 to 318 and encodes 89 amino acids. NCBI's taxonomy places the organism in Eukaryota, Metazoa, Chordata, Chondrichthyes, Orectolobiformes, Hemiscylliidae.